CAGGUAAGGAGGGCGGGGUUGUAGGUACGUGUCCAAACAUGGGCGGAUUGCGUGAGCAGGUAGACGCACACCGAAGAGUCCCUUCACAAGAGAGACAACGCUUUUAAGACUGCUGCGAGUCAGACUCAUGAAAUAACUGAACCGCUGAAGAAGAGGAGUUGUCCCACCAUGGAAACACAGACAAAAACACAAAGGCCUAAUAACGGCCAGUUGAUUUCAGUGCCUCACAAAGAUACAGUCCGCCUCCUGGAGGUGUACGUCAAGCGCAGCCUCAGCGUAAAUGACGGAACACUGGGGGUUAAGAGGGCUGAGAUGAAAGAAAAGUGGGUGACGAUGCCAAAAAAGCACAGACGACAUUCCAGUGACCCUUCCCUUCACUUGGCUGGGGAAUUACACAACAAGGAUAUUGUUACAUUUUCUGCGGUCAAACCCCCUCCAAACCAGCCUGAGAAACGUCAUGAAGAACCAGAAAAACCCACGAAAAAAACAAAGAAGAACAAGAAGCCCACCUUCUGGAAAAGUUUAUUUGGUAUCUUCUCUCGGAAGAGUAACGAGGAGAAAGAUGAAGAGCAGGACAGUCCGUCAGAGAUCCCAAAGGUUUCCCAAGAAAAACAGGACUCUGACACUGCAACCAGCUGCCUGCUCAUGACUCCAGACCUUUCACAAAAAAGAAUGUCCAUGAGAAAGAAAUCCAUAAAAAGAAGGUUCUCCAAAAGGCGGCUAUCUCUGACAAAACCACAUAAACCUGGUAAAGAGCUCAACCCUGCCGACAUCACCCGAGUUGAAGCUGUCGUCAGUGUGGAACCGACAUAUUCAUACUAUGAGAAGGUGUCAGAGGAACUGGAAAGAAUCGUCCACGAGGUCAAAGAGAAAGAGGAAGUAGAACCCCUCUCUGAUGAGGAAGUCAUCAACAGGAUCAUUGCUCUGACGAAGCAGCAGGGCGACGCCAUUGAGGACAAGCUGAAAGAUAACCCCACCCUGAACAGCUUCUUCCAGGGCAUGUCGUACUCUUCCUUCCAGAAGUUGGCUGACGCGUAUCUGGAGAAAGAAACAACGCCGAUCCACAAUCCUCCCUGUGUGCUACCAACAGCGCCUGAGCUGGUCAAGUUGGCUUUUACGUACGACUUUACAGCCAGGAUAGUAGGCCUCUCCAGACAGAAUAUAGGUCACAUUACUAGCCUGGGGAACCGUUAUCUACAGGAACGAUUUGAAUACAGACAGGUAUGUACUGAUCAUCCAUGGUCGGACAGUGAUGACUGAGAGGCAGCCAUAACAAAACAGAAACAACAGCAUUGCUGCAAGUGAAACAUUUACGCUUCAACUUUUCUCAGCAGCACAGAUGUGGUUAAGAAUGUGUCGCAAGCAUGAAUUCCCCUUUACAAACAUGUUCCUUUAAGAUCAUGCUGGACUAUAUAAAACACAUUUUAAGCUUCUAAACAACAAAUUACUUAAUGUUUUUUGAUAGAAUACUAAAUAUAUAUAUAUAUACUGUAAUUCUGCUGCAACAGGAUGUGUGCUGAAACAUGUAGCAUUGUAAUAUUUAAGAAUCACAUAGAGCUAAUACUUCAAUCGACACUACAAAUUUGAUUCUCUUUUAACUAAUCCACCUGUACUGGCACUGUAAAUAGACACCUCUGUACAAUAUUAUUGUUUUUUUUUUUUUUUUUUUAGAAUUUCAAAAAGAAUAAAACAUUUAAUUUAAUAUUUAAUUCAUUCAUUUAAUAUAAGCUACACUGAAUGUUGUUUGUUGAUCUGG
Molecule: messenger RNA, 1756 nt
Organism: Micropterus dolomieu (smallmouth bass)
Lineage: Eukaryota; Metazoa; Chordata; Actinopteri; Centrarchiformes; Centrarchidae
Exons: 6
Coding region: 169-1260 (363 amino acids)
Source: RefSeq, a predicted model, not a curated record